This is a messenger RNA of Peronospora matthiolae, 861 nucleotides long. Lineage: Eukaryota; Oomycota; Peronosporomycetes; Peronosporales; Peronosporaceae. The record is from the annotation of a GenBank genome assembly.
AUGGAGCCCGCCGCUCCCGAUGCAGCUGGUCACUUCUCGCGUUGCGUCUCGCCUUGGAGACAUCCCUGCCCCACGUGGGGGACCACCACUGCCUCGCAGCGUGGUGGUGUCAAGGAUUGCCGACCGUCUCCCCCGCCAGAGCUAACGGAGGAGGAGGACAAAAAGGAUGACGACAGCGAUGGCGAGGACAUCAACGACGACCCAUACAUGGACGGCGAGCGGCCGCUACGCUUUGGCGGUGCCUGUCGGGCAAACCCUGGCCCUGGCCCUGGCGGCGCCAGCGCUGCGCUGUUUGAGUCCAGUGGCCACGUAAUGUGGAUGUGCACGGCCGAUUACACCGCGUUGCUGCUCGGCAUACGGGCUGCCGCCGACCAUGGUGUCACGCGCCUGCGGAUUAAGGGUGACAGCACGCUUGUCAUCCAGCAGGUGCGUGGCAUCUUCGCCACGCGUAACAAGAGUCUCCGGCAACUGCGCAUCGCGGUCAAGGCAGAGCAGGUGCAGAUAGAGCCGGCCACGCUCCAUCCCAUCGACAGGCAGACAAAUGGUCAUGCCGACCGCCUGCCAACGCCGCUCUUGACCGCCGCACGACCACGUUGGAGUGCGGAGUGCACACCGAUGGACGUGGAUGCACCUCCACAUCCACGACCUCCCCUGUACCCGCACCUGAAUCUCCGCCUGCCACGCCGUAUGUCGCGCGGAUCGCGACUGCGCCUUCGCAGGUCGGACGAGGAUGAGCAAGAGGCUGCGUUCAAGUUGGUGGAGCGGCUAGCUGCCAAGAUUAUGGACUCUUAUGACUGGGAGGAGGCAGAAAGCUACAUCACAGCCCUCCCUUAUGCACUGUACGAUCAACCGCUGACUUAA